This is a messenger RNA of Hymenoscyphus albidus, 449 nucleotides long. NCBI's taxonomy places the organism in Eukaryota, Fungi, Ascomycota, Leotiomycetes, Helotiales, Helotiaceae. The record is from the annotation of a GenBank genome assembly.
AUGUUCUAUCUUCGUUGUUACCGUGUGCCCUAACAGGGUUGUUUCGGCUAACAUGUGCACCCAAGGUAUCCAUUUCAAGAAAUAGUCUAAUGGUAAGAUGUGUUAUCUCCUACGCUACAUUUUCCCCAUAACCUUUAAUAACAUCUAACUUAUACAACUAAUCUGUGACAUGAAGAUAGCUAACAGGGAGUUCAUUUCGUCGCUAGCACCGGAGAUAUGGAACCAAGUUAUGGAAAGUUUCGAGUGCUGUAAGAGCUGGAGAGCUGGGAAAUAAUUUGGAUGAUGAUUGGGAGGAUUAUUCAGAGGGCGGUUCAACUUUUGUUUUAGGACCAGAAAACAAAACGGACAAAGCAAAGAUGUGGGAUACAGUAUUGCAUUUGGAGGACAUUCAAGAAACUAUUGGAGUUCAACGGAUUGUGUCGCCUCUGAGGAGAAAUCUUACCAACUAG